Messenger RNA from Spodoptera litura, 1037 nucleotides. RefSeq lists its product as uncharacterized. The record is from RefSeq and is a predicted model, not a curated record. NCBI's taxonomy places the organism in Eukaryota, Metazoa, Arthropoda, Insecta, Lepidoptera, Noctuidae. Gene Ontology annotation, cellular component: membrane.
CAUACAGUGAUCUUUAGCAAUUUGUGUUUAGCCAUCGAGUAAGAUGAAGGUUGUUGUGCUAUUGUGUGCUGUGGCCGUCGCCGGGGCAUUGCCCAUGGCCAAGGAAGAUGGAGCCGCCGAGAGGUUCCUAUCAGCUCUCAAGGAUUGUCUGGAUACAGAUACCUCUUUGUGCCUCAAGGAAAAGGCAAUGAGAUUCACAGACAAACUCGCAGCCUCAUCAAGCCUGGAAGUCCUCGAUGGCGUUAGCUUCAAGAACACUGGUGGAAGCCGCUCCGCUCGCAGCUACGAACCUCUUCCCGAUGACCCCAAGGCCAGGGAACUGAAGGUUGAAGAGAGAAUCAUGGAGAACGUCGUGGACUUCCUCGACAGCCACGUCUUGCAGCUCAGAAUGCCCAAAGCUUUGGAAGAUGACAACACCCUCGAUGAGGAAGGCCGUGGCAAGAAGAAGAAGAAGCUGAAGAAGCUCCUCCCCAUCCUCGCCCUCAUCAAGCUGAAGCUCGCUGCCCUCAUCCCUCUGUUCCUCGGUAUCAUCGCCUUCGCCGUCUUCAAGGCUUACCUCCUCGGUAAAAUCGCUUUCAUCGCCGCUGCCUUCGGAGCCCUCAAGAAACUCCUUGAAUCCAAGAAAAGCAGUGGAUGGUCUGAGCCCGCCCACGAAGAGAACCACGGCUGGGAAAGCAGCGGUGGUUGGGGCAGGUCCCAGGACGCCCAAAGCUUGGCUUACGGCGCCCACGUUAAGCAAGCGUGAGAGUAAAUUAUUAAUUUAUUUAUUUUAGGUAAAGUUAACUUAUUAAACUCGAAUUAAUUCUUCUUCUUUUCCCUUGUAUAUAUUGACCACCGUUCGAUACACAUGCUAAGUUUUUUUUAAUGUAUAUAUCUUUUUUAUUUUAAGUUUCUUAACGACUGAUAUUAUUAGUCUCUUCCCAUAUUGUAUAUAAGUAUUUUUAUUUAUUAUGUUUAAGUAUUGCUUCACUGUCAGUGGAGGUUUAUAGUACAUUUUAUUAUUUUAAGUUUUCAGUUCCAAAGAUAUUUUAUAUAUU